UUCAUUUCGACAGUAAAAUAUUUAAAUAAUGAUUCUUUACGCAAAGCUUUUCCGUGAAUUUGUUCUUUCUCAUCAUUUCCAUAAAUCUGAAAAAUGGUGGAGGAAAUGCUAAUGGUUUACUUACAUUACACAAAAUGAUAGCUUGUGAAGACAAACAGAAGCAAUGAUCAAGUCCCCUAACCAAAAUUUCCUUCGUUUUCCUCACUCUAGCAUUCACUUAUCCCACAUUCCCAAAUGCACGUUCGUACCCUACAUCUCUACCAAAUCCCAAAUCCACUUUUUCUCCUCAUUGCCACCGGGUGGCUCCAAAACCUUCCGAACCAUUGCCCCAAAAUCCCGGUGCCAGCACGGUCCCCUGUUCGCAAAACGGGUCGGGCUUUUGGCAUCAAUUCUACCCGGUGGAAGCUGGUGGGCCUUGCCGGAGCUCCGGGAAGACGGCGUGGAGCCAACGACGGCCUUGAUUGCUCUCCGGCGAAUAUGGGAAUUGGUCGCCGAUGAGCGAUGGGCCGCGUUUGUGGCGGUUGGGUCUCUUGUAAUUGCUGCUCUUUCAGAGAUCUCCAUACCAAGUAUAUUGGCAGCAUCAAUAUUUUCAGCACAGAGUGGUGAGACUGUGGCGUUCUCUAGGAAUGCACUGUUUUUACUUCUUUUGUGCUUAACUUCAGGGAUAUGCAGUGGCCUACGAAGUGGCUGCUUUGGAAUUUUGAAUGUAACCUUGGUAAAGCAUCUACGAGAAAACUUAUAUGCAACAAUUCUUUUUCAGGACAUCUCCUACUUUGAUAAAGAAAGAGUUGGUGACUUGACAAGCAGGCUCACAGCAGAUUGUCAACGGUUAUCCCAUGUGAUAGGAAAUGAUCUUCAGCUCAUAUUACGCAACACUUGUCAGGGAACUGGAGCAAUACUUAAUUUGAUGGUUUUAUCUUGGCCUCUAGCAUUAUCUGCCUUGGUGAUUUGUUGUAUUUUAUCUGCAAUUUUCAUUGUUUAUGCACAGUAAGCAUCGGUAACAUCUUCCCCUUUAUGUUAAACCCAUAGCUUUGCUUCACUAUUUUCUUACAUAUUUUGGUUCUCUUUAGUUUUUGUAUUUUUUAACAAGAUCUCCUGUCUUCCUA
This is a messenger RNA of Vigna umbellata (rice bean), 1106 nucleotides long. The record is from RefSeq and is a predicted model, not a curated record. Lineage: Eukaryota; Viridiplantae; Streptophyta; Magnoliopsida; Fabales; Fabaceae.